GAGCAUGAAUCAUUCGACGUCGAGCGAAUACGACAGCCUGAUUCGUCCGAUUGAGACGGUUUCUCGGAUAAUAGCGAUAUGGCCGGGGAAUCAGGAGCGCAGUAAAUUCAAAGAGCUUUUGUCGGUGUUUCAUAGAGUCGGAAUGAUCUGCGUGACCGUUAUCAUGACGACGGCCGUUAGUUUCGACGUGACGAGACACUGGAGCGACAUGAACGAAGCGACCGAAUGUGCACUAAUAGCAUCUGCAUUUGCUUUGAGCAUCGUACGCAUGCUUAAUUACACGAUCCACUCGGACGAGAUGCGUUACGUCGUGGAAACAAUGCGAAAAGAUUGGCUCGAAUCUUCUCCCGAGGACAAAGCUGUCCUGGCUCAGAGAUGUCGAUGGACUUUCAGGCUCGCCAAACACUUCAUCGUUUCGGUGGGACUGGCACUCGGGCUUUUCAUGCUGGCUCCGAUGAUAGACAUUCUUGUUUUCCAUUCUGAAGAAAGAAUUCUACCAUUCCGCGGCUAUUUUAUGAGGAAUCAGACCUCAUCGCCGCUGUACGAACGCCUGUACGUCGUCAACGUCAUCCUUGGUGGAUUGUGCGGUACGACGAUCGCCGGGGCAACGAGUUUCAAUCUCGUUUCGACGAUGCACGGUGCUGCCCGAUUUUCAGUACUGCAGAAACGCUUGGAGGCCCUUAAGAGCAACGAUUCUGACUGCGGAGCAGCGAUGAUCGAUUGCGUUAAGCGCCAUCAAGACGCUAUUAAAUUCGCCGACACUCUUGAGAGAAUCAUCAACGUUUUAGCUCUCGGACAAUUCGUUAUCAGUACUGCAUUAGUCUGUUGUGCAGGCUUCCAACUAGCGUCGAUGAUCGAAGAUAAAUCUCGUCUCAUGAAGUACUUUUCCUUUCUCAACUCCGCUAUAUUCGAGUUGUUUCUCUUCAGCUACAGCGGCAAUCAAUUGAUCGAUGAGAGCGAGGCGAUCAUCGACUCCGCUUACGCCUCUGAAUGGAUCGGCGGUCCUUUUUGCCUCAACCUUCGGAUAUUGAUGCUCAGAGCAACGCGGCCAUCAAAAAUAACUGCAGCCAAGUUCUACGAUAUGUCCCUCAAAAGUUUCUCCUCGGUACUCAGUACUUCGUUCUCGUACUUUACGGUACUGCAAACGAUGAAUGAAGAGUAAUAAAUAUUCUGAGACGCCAAAACUGUACUUCGGAUGUCCGGAGGGUGUGCCGAAGAGUUCAAGCAGAAUUUUGGAUCGCCUCUUUGAGCCUACUACGAGAAGCAUAGGAUUCGCUGCAAGUACCAUGCGAAUUUGCACUUUGUUUUUGUCCACUCUCGAACUGAGGCUUCGAAUCUUUUUCCUUAUCGCCUUAAGGCAGGUUUUUAGUACCCCAAAAAAAUACGUCGUUGAACUUUGUUAUCUUAGACUUGGC
Molecule: messenger RNA, 1415 nt
Organism: Venturia canescens
Lineage: Eukaryota; Metazoa; Arthropoda; Insecta; Hymenoptera; Ichneumonidae
Product: odorant receptor 13a-like
Exons: 6
Coding region: 5-1162 (385 amino acids)
Biological process (GO): detection of chemical stimulus involved in sensory perception of smell; sensory perception of smell
Cellular component (GO): plasma membrane
Molecular function (GO): odorant binding; olfactory receptor activity
Source: RefSeq, a predicted model, not a curated record